This is a messenger RNA of Equus quagga, 1728 nucleotides long. RefSeq names its product BPI fold containing family B member 2 (gene BPIFB2). The record is from RefSeq and is a predicted model, not a curated record. Lineage: Eukaryota; Metazoa; Chordata; Mammalia; Perissodactyla; Equidae. The coding region runs from base 75 to 1451 and encodes 458 amino acids. The transcript has 16 exons. Gene Ontology annotation, molecular function: lipid binding.
GGCAGAGGAGGGCUUGGCGCUGAGAGUCCACCACCCGAGCCCACAGAUCUUGGGGGGCAGCGGCCAGGACCACCAUGGCUCAGCCGUGCAGGCUGGGCCUGCUCUUGGCGCUGCUGCUGCCCGUGGUCGGUGCCUCCAUGCCGGGCACCGUGGUCAGACUCAACGAGGCAGCACUGAGCUACGUGUCUGAAAUUGGGAAAGCCCCUCUCCAGCGAGCCCUACAGGUCACUGUCCCGGAUUUCCUGGACUGGAGUGGAGAGAGGCUUCGGCCCACCAGGAUCCAGAUUCUGAAUGUCCACGUGCCCCACAUCCACCUGAAAUUCAUUGCUGGUUUUGGCGUACGCUUGUCGGCAGCAGCCAAUUUUACUUUCAAGGUCUUUCGAGGCCCAGAGCACCUGGAGCUGCUGCUGCCUGUGGUACUCCAGGCCGACGUCCACGUGGCCCAGGGCUCCAUCGGGACCCCCGUGGUCAGCAUCUCCACCUGCUUCUCACUCUUCGACAAUGCCAUCGUGCUUGACGGCAGUAACAGCAUGGCCCCUGCGCUGCUGGUGCCGCUGCAGCAGCACAUCAACGCCGUCCUGCGGGACAAGCUGUGCCUGAGCAUUGCCAGCCUGGUGCAGGACCUCAAUGUCCACAUGGGCACAGUAAUUGGCCUCACCCCUGUGGGUCCUGAGUCGCAGAUUCGCUACUCCGUGGUCAAUGUGCCCAACAUCACUAAUGACUACAUUUCCUUGGAUCUCAAUGCUGUUCUCUUCCUGCUGGGCAAGCCCAUCGUCCUGCCCUUGGAUGUCACCCCCUUCGUGCUGCCAGAGCAUGUGGGCACCAUCGGCGCCAUGGCAACCGUGGGCCUCUCCCAGGACCUGUUUGACUCUGCGCUUCUGCUGCUGCAGAAGGCUGGCGCCCUCAACCUGGACAUCACCGGGCAGCUGAAGUCGGAUGACAACCCGCUGAACACCUCCAUGCUGGGCCAACUCAUCCCCGAGGUGGCCCGCCAGUUCCCGGAGCCCAUGCCCGUGGUGCUGAAGGCGCGGUUGGGUGCCACACCCGUGGCCAUGCUCCGUACCAACAAUGCCACGCUGCGGCUGCAGCCCUUCGUGGAGGUCCUAGUUCCAGCCUCCAACUCGGCUUUCCAGUCCCUCUUCUCCCUUGAUGUGGUAGUGACCCUGAGCCUCCAGCUCUCCGUGUCCAAGGUGAAGCUUCAGGCGACCACGUCUGUGCUGGGAGAUGUCCAGCUCACGGUGGCCUCCUCCAAUGUGGGCUUCAUUGAUACGGAUCAAGUGCACGCACUUGUGGGCACCGUGUUCGAGAAGCCCCUGCUGGACCACCUCAACGCUCUCUUGGGCAUAGGGAUUGGCCUCCCCAGUGUGGUCAACCUUCAGUACGUCACUCCUGAGGUCUCUGUCUAUGAGGGCUACGUUGUGAUAUCCGGUGGACUCUUGUACCAGCGCUGAGGCCAGACCACUGGGGGGCUAAGAGUGGGCCAGCUCACUGAUGCCGGGAACUUCCUGCCUCAAGUCACUUGGGAAACUGAGGCAAAGCCACACUUAGUCAUCACCAGCAGCCCGGAUGCCCAGCCAGGCUGUUUAAUCUUAACCGAGUAACUGGGUUCCCUUUUCUCACCGCCCCCCACCUAUCCCCUUAUUCCCUCCCUCCCCUCCUUGUAGGGAGCAGAUCGCUCCUCCAGGUUGUACAGACCUGUUCCCUUUUGCAUUAAACAUCUUCACUUGA